This is a messenger RNA of Anisakis simplex (herring worm), 663 nucleotides long. Lineage: Eukaryota; Metazoa; Nematoda; Chromadorea; Rhabditida; Anisakidae. The record is from the annotation of a GenBank genome assembly.
AUGCAACGACCGAAUAUUUUAGUGGUACAGUCAACUUCAUCCUCAUCGCAACAGUCAUCAACGGCAAUGGACACAAAAAAUUCGAAAUCACAAAAAACUUCGGUUGAAACCACCGAAACAGACGACGCCGAGUGUGCGAUAUGCUUUCAGCCAUUCACAUUGAAGGCAACCUUACCUGGUUGUGGACAUUCGUUUUGUUUCCUAUGUAUUAAAGGUGUUGCACGAAGGCGUGCAUCAUGCCCGUUGUGUCGUCAACCGAUUCAUGCCGAGAUAUUCCAAGAUCCUGUUGUUAUGGUCGAUAAAAAUGUAUCAUCCACUUCACAGAAAACAGCAACCAGCGAAGACGUACGUUGUCGUGACAGCGGUGACUGUAGUGGUUCGUCGCAACAUAAAAAUUUGCCAUCAGCUGAAGGAAACGAGAAGCAAUCCGUUGAGGCAACAACAGAAGAGCGAAAUGCGAUCACUGUGCGAUGGUUUUAUCAGGUGCUUAGCGCACAGAUUCUCCUUGACAAUCGCUUUCCCAGAUACCAUAGAAGUGAUCAUUCACGUCGGCAAUUUUCGAUUGAUUUGAAUGUUUUCAAUUUUUUAGUAGCAGUGAUUUGGGUCGAUCGUUGUGUUGUUCCACUCAAAUUUUCGAUUUCCUCAGGCCGAAUGCCUUCGUGA